CAUGUUUUCAUCGUAAUUCCGGAAGUUUUCCAGGUGAUCUUUUUACGGGUAUAAAAAUCUAAGUGAUAAUGCCGCGCGUGGCGAGGAAGCGGGUGGUUGAGAGCGAAUCGAAGGAGAACGGUGCGGAAGCGAUUGAGGCCGAAUUCCCGGGUGUCGAGAUAGAAUACAACUCGGGAAAACCACGCAAAGGUGCCUUCGAAUUUGUUAUGGUCGACAAGGAUGGCGCUGAUAUUGAGCUGUGGAGCGGGGUUUCUUUGGGUCCACCGAGAAAGCUCAAGUUCCCAGAUGAUGCCGUUGAGAUGGUGAAGAAGAUCAAAGAACAUGUUGAUUGAAGGGGGUUUGAAAUGCAACGGUAAUAAUACCGGGGACUGGUUGGUUUUUGGCACCCUU
This is a messenger RNA of Notodromas monacha, 390 nucleotides long. The record is from the annotation of a GenBank genome assembly. Lineage: Eukaryota; Metazoa; Arthropoda; Ostracoda; Podocopida; Cyprididae.